CUUCGAGUAGGUUCUGAAACGCAACAGAGUUCCAAGAUAGCGAGUCUGCGCUCCAACUCUGGAACUCGGUUCUCUUCUUCUCCUCUUCUCUUAUUCUCUUCUUCUCUUCUCAACCACAGUGUUGAGAAUCAGAACCUAUCCAUCUUCUCUCCCCCUAUUUAUAUCGGUGUAUGUGCCGUAGUUUAAACCUAAGUUCUGCUCCGAAUCCGCCUUUCUCCGCUUGUGGGUUCUCGUUCGCAAUCUCCGUCACACACUCUUCGCUCCGUACGGAAACGAUUGCCAUCAAAAGAUGUCGGGAGGUUUCUUUCGAGGCACAUCCGCGGACCAGGACACUCGGUUUUCGAACAAGCAAGCCAAGCUGAUGAAAUCACAGAAGUUUGCACCGGAAUUGGAGCAUCUGGUGGACAUGACGAAGGUGAAUAUGGAAGUAAUUAAGCCUUGGGUCACCAGAAGGGUGACCGAGUUUCUUGGUUUCGAGGAUGAAGUGCUUAUUAACUUCAUACACAGUCUUCUGGAUGCUAAGGAAGUGAACGGGAAGGAAGUUCAAAUACAAAUUACUGGAUUUAUGGAAAAGAACACCGGAAAGUUCAUGAAAGAACUUUGGACACUUCUUCUCAGUGCACAGAAAAAUGCCAGUGGUGUUCCUCAGCAGUUCUUGGAUGCCAAGGAAGAAGAACUUUUGAAGAAGAAGGCUGAAAAUGAUCGUAUAACCAGUGAAAUUCAGAGGAAAAAGGAUAAGGAAGGUAGAGAUAUUUUGGAAGAGAGGUUUAAGAAACUGGACGGUGGAUUUGAUUCCAAGGAUAAGGAUACUGCAUCAGCUCCAAAUUCAAAGUCGAAGGAUUCAGGAUAUGAUCGAGAUGGGAAGGAAACUGAAAAGAGGAAUGGUGUCAGGGCAAGGAGCAGACUUUCUAGGUCCCCACAUUCACCUGCAGUUUCUACUUCACCUCAUCGAGGCUCACCCUCAAGGUCAAUGAGCAAAUCAUUUUCAAAUUCCCGAAGUUAUUCAGGUGGUAGACACAGGUCAAAAAGUAUGUCUAGGUCUCCAACAGCUCGAGGACGCUCUCCUUCUUUUGAAAAGAUUCACCGUUCUCCACGAAGACGAUCUAUUUCUCCUCAUCGGCAUUCACCACGACGUUCUCCUCAUAGGAGGUCACUUUAUUUGAGGAGAAGAUCUGGAUCUCGCUCAAGCUACAGAUCUCCUUCUCCUAUACGACGUAGAAUUCAUUCACCAGUGCACCGAAGUUCACCUUCUUAUCGACGUCGAAGGUCACCUUCACCGGUGCGACGACGAAGGUCACCUUCACCAGUGCGACGACGGAGGUCACCUUCACCGGUGCAACGGCGGAGGUCACCUUCACCAGUGCAACGACGAAGAUCACCUUCUCCAGUGCGACGACGUUGGUCACCUUCUCCAGUGCGACGACGCAGGUCUCCUUCUCUUGGGAGAAGACAUAGAUCUCCUUUGGUACGACGACGUAGAUCUCCGUCUCCUGAUCAUCAUCAUAGAUCACCGUCUCUUGGUCGUCGUCAUAGAUCACCGUCUCUUGGUCGUCGUCAUAGAUCACCAUCCCCAGGGCACAAACACAGAUCCCCAUCACCUCUUGGAAUGUGGAGAUCACCCGGUCACAGACAUAGAUCACCAUCACCUCUUGGACCACGAAGAUCACCUUCACCUAAACGACGAAGAUCACCUUCACCUAGACGACGAAGAUCACCUGUCACUCGGCAUAGAUCACCUUCUCCAGUCCGUCGAGUUCCACCAAUCAGUGCUCGGAAUAGAUCAGAAUCUCCCAUGCAAUCCCCCUCCCCAAUACAACGAAGGUAUGGUAGUAGAACUCCUCCACACUCACCAUCCCCAUUGCGACGCAGAUCACCUAUUCCUAGCAAGAAUAGAUCUCCAAGUAUCUCCCCUCAGAGGUCUCCUCGAGAUGAAUGGAGUUCUCAGUCUCCAAUACAUGUUUCAACCUCUCCAAAUAGGAAAAGUUCUCAAAGACAACAAAGAAGUCCCAUGCAGUCUUCUAUAAGGAGAGUCAGGAGUAGCCCUGUGGGGUCUGUACGAAGAGGCAAAGCUUUGAACAAAAAAUCACAAGAGUCAAUGUCCACUCCGGAGAAAUCUCCAAAUCGAUCUGUAUCUGCAGAAGCAAGGAGUGAGACCAGCAGUGAAGGUAGAAGUCCUCAUGGGAACACUAUGAAACAAAAAGAAGAGUUAUCUAAUAAAAGAAGCUUGAGUCCUUUAAAGAAACAAAGAACCCAGAAAUCUAGCCAUGAAAGCCCACAGACUAGAGAUGAAGCAGAAGAAACAUACUAUUCCAGAGAAAGGAGAGAUUCUAAAGUAAACUCAUCACACAAGAUAGUAAGACAGUCACCAGCUAGUACGAGAAAAGGUUCACCUGCAAAAUAUGGUCAUGAGGAUGAGUUCUCUCCUGAGAGGGAUGCAGGUCAUCCAGCUUCUGAACAUAACAAUGAUUGGAGUAAGAAAGACCGGGAAAUAAAAGGGGAUAAGUCUGCUGGAAAAGGCAAUGAAUUUCUUUCUCAACAAAAGCCCUCAGUUAACAAGGAAACUUUUUCGAGGGAGAAGCCUCGUGAAUCUGUAGAUAUUAAAAAAUCAGAUGACAAGGACCAAUCCCGUUCAAAUUAUGCCAAAAGUAGUGAUCGGCACCACAAAUCAGAAGCCACUCCAUAUUUAGUUGGAAGAGAUGAUAUUGGCAAUCAGAGUGCUUCACAUGAUUCUGAUUCUGAGGAAAGUGGUAAGCAUAGACGAGAGGGCAAGGACAGGAAAAGGCAUAAAAGGUCUGAGAAAAAAUAUGCGUCUUCUGACGAGGAUUAUAGUUAUGAUUCUAAGAUAGAGGACAGGAAAGAGGCUAAGAAGAGGAGAAAGGAGGAGAAGAAGUUGCGGAAGGAGGAUAAGCGUAGAAGACGGGAAGAGAGGCGUCGCAGAAGGGAAGAACGACGUGCAGAGAAGCUGAAGCUGAAAAGUAAAACAGACAAUAUUUCAGAUGACGAGGAAGCUGGACGAGAUUAUCAUCAAAGUGAUGGUGAAGAGACACCAUCUGAGCAAAAGAAGCUUGAGAUUGAAUUGCGGAAUAAGGCUCUUGAAUCCCUCAAAGCAAAGAGGGGCAUCAAUAAUUAAAUGCAUCACUUCUGAGUUUUUAAGUUGUUUUAUUUAAAAACUUGAGAAAUAUCUUAGUUUGUUUAGGAACUUCCCAUUUACAAAUGUUAUGUUUGUUUAUUUUUUGGUAA
Messenger RNA from Vigna umbellata (rice bean), 3240 nucleotides. Its product is annotated as splicing factor PWI domain-containing protein. Gene Ontology annotation, cellular component: spliceosomal complex. Gene Ontology annotation, molecular function: RNA binding. NCBI's taxonomy places the organism in Eukaryota, Viridiplantae, Streptophyta, Magnoliopsida, Fabales, Fabaceae. Gene Ontology annotation, biological process: regulation of mRNA splicing, via spliceosome. The record is from RefSeq and is a predicted model, not a curated record.